UCGCGGGAGCCAAUUUCUCUCGGUCAGUCAGUCAGAGCCAAUCGAACGUUGUAGACCUUACUCUAUCAGUAGUUACUUGCGCUUUUCAUACGGUUACUAAACAGUCAGUUGUUCAGUUUUUGGAGGAAUCGAUUUCGUGUGUCGCCAGUUGCUAGUGGGUGAUAAAGUUUCAAUCAGCAGAAAAAAGCUUCUGCUAGUGUGUGACGAAAAACAGGCAAAUAGUGAGCGUAUGAGCUCAUAGGGCCGAAGAGUUAUUUUGGGAAAAUUGAAAAAGCUGGUCAGGGUGUGUGGAAAGUAGUGAUUUUUUUUUGUGUGUUGACACCGAGUGCCGUCAGUGUGCUGUCUGAGAAGAAAUCGAUACGACAUUUUCCCGACACACAUAAUAGGGUUUCGUAGCCGCUAGAAAGCCGGCUAGCAAAAGCGGAAAGUGUGCGCUUCACGUGUGACAGGUGUGCCGCGUGAGUCAUAGUUGGCGAGGCAUAUUUUCGCCCGAAAAACGUGUUCCUGCCUCACGGCCUACGAUUUCCACAUGUAUAAAUUUUUCGUAAACUCGAGUGUGAAAUAUAUAAUAAAAUAAUUGUGACGUGUGAAUCAUAGAGUUCCGUGCAGUAUCAAUCCGGCUAAUCUGCAAAGAACAAAACAGCGACGAAAAGAACUGAAAGUCUUACGGCAAUCUGUUUUAAAACCCGAAAUUAUUUGUUCGCUCGAAUUUUCCCAAACAGUUAAUUACAUGUGUAAAUUAGCAAGCAAGAAAAAUUCGAUUCUUCUUGACAACAAGAAACGCGUGAGACUUUUCUUCCGAAAACCAAGAUACACACACUAUUGUUCGGUUUGGUACAUUAUACAGUCUGUAGCGGCAGCAGCGGAGGAGGAAACGGCCAACGGCGCAGAUACACGGGCACGGAUCAAUUGAGUACACACCCAACCGAAUGUUUUAGUAAACAUCCAACGUCAACUGGAUGAAUUUGAAACGCUCGCACAGAGCCCAGCCGGUUUCCAUUCCAUACUUACUUUGUUCCAUACCACAUCAGUGCUAGGGUCUGUUCUAGACUUCCUUAACUCCAACGCAAAGCCAUACUGAGCGAAAGAAAGCCGUAAACUGGCAGGCCAACCGGUUACCUGUGGAAGCGUUUUUGUCCGUCUGAUUGCGAAUCUUUAUAUAAUCCUCGAUCGGACAGCACUGCGUUCCGGUUGCAGCAGAUACCGUGCGAAGCUAUCGCGAGUGUAGCUCUGGGGUGCAAAAGCCGGCUCAGCUUGAAAGUGCUAGUGUUACCGACCACCUGAGUGUUGUUGAGUCACAUGUGCGGCAAUGUGUUUCAGUGCUGUCUGAAGUAGCGGGAAUAGAAAACGUAAAGUGCUGACAUAGAGAAAGAUUGUCGCAGUGGAUAACCACACACCGCUGGAGAGUGAGUGAGCUCCUAGAGAUACGCAAGUCUCUGCGGUAUCCAUUUGUUGUACCUCGUCUCGGUUGUAUUCUGAACUUUCCUACUAGUCCGUCAGCCGUGUCUGGAACUGUGUAGACAAAACGGCAAGUGUCUAAAUACCUGGGACAGCGUCUCAGCCAAGCGUUUCGGUCACAUACAGAAGGUUAUCGGUGAUACGAGGGAGUGACGGCAGGUUAUUACACGAAAGCUUACCAAGCAGAUUGGACCACGGAACAAUCAACCAUCAUGGAAGGCUAUUGGGAGACACCCAACAGUCAUGCGGCGCAUCCUGUUAAAUAUGAAAGUGAAGCAUCCGUGCCCGGAUACUCGUACUGCAGUGAGCAGCUGAAUUUCUCCACAACGAACACCACCUACAGCGAGGAUGACGCCGACUUCGCACCCGGCCGCAGGGGGAAAACGUCACGGCAAGAUCCGCUGUCACAUCGAAUAAUCGAAAAACGGCGCCGCGAUCGGAUGAACUCCUGUCUGGCGGAUCUGUCGCGGCUGAUUCCACAGCAGUACAUGCGCAAGGGUCGUGGCCGUGUCGAAAAGACGGAAAUCAUCGAAAUGGCAAUCCGCCACCUGAAGAAUCUACAAAACCAGGAGUGCGUCCGGGAGUCUUCCUGCGCGGAACAGUACCGCCUGGGCUACAACGAUUGUCUGACCGAGGCGGCCAAAUUCAUAAUCCGCGAGCGGGGCGAAGAGAUGUGCUAUCGGAUGGUGACCCACUUGAAGGAACAUUGCAAUGAAAUUAUGAAAGGUGAACUGAUGAAAUCCCGAUGCGGCUCCGAGAUACCAAACGGUGCAAGCCCAGUGUACCUGCACCCGGGACCUUUAUCACAGCUUCGUGAAAUGCUCUCAUGUCCGUCGGAUUUGGAGCACAGCAGUAACGACCAUCACGACGUGAAGGACCUGAGUUUUCGUAGCAGCACCAACAGUAACAGCAGCAACCCACCUCAAGCUGCCGUUAUCACCUCGACCGCCCCAAGUAACGUGCAGCUUCUGGACAACUCCAGCAAUCACUCAACGAUCGAUUUUGAGUCUUCGUCACCUUCGAGAAUAUCCACCAGUUCCACAAACGGUCCGUUACAUCACUUUCAGCAAGACACCAACAACAACAUCAAUGCUCAGCACGAAAGCGUCCUGCGAACCAUUCGUAUGCGAAAGUUUUCCGAGACACAAUCGCCAGAACACGAGCACAAUCACAACAGCUACAAGUUCAAAAAUUACAUUCAACAACGCUUCUCGCAGGACACCAACGGUCACGAAAACGGCCACAUGACGGACGGUCCGCACAGUCCAUCUUCGAUUCCCGAGGAUCAGACAAUGAUUGAAGUACCCUCGCAAGCUCAGGGAAACUCCGGUCUCAAUGGACUAUGCCCAAAGCGUAAAACCGAAUGCGCCCCAGCUGCAGAGGAAAGUGAAGAACCACUGUCUCUAAAACGGAAGGUUACCCCAAUGGAAAAAGCUUCUCCUUCACCGAUAGCACACGAGGCAGAGCAUGACGAGCUGUUCAUGGUGGAGAAAAAGCCCAAAAACGGCUUAACCGAGUUCAAAACGGAACAUAUGGGGAGAAGCGCAUUCGCGUCGUACACCGUUCCCAUCUUUGCCUGUCACACACAGGGCUUCUACGUGCCACUGAAUGUGGAUUACGAUACCCUACUGCCAUACUUGAACGGAAUUGAUCUGUUCGGCAAAAAUUACCCCCAGAUGCCCCCACUGCAUCCCAUCAACAUCAGCGUCAACUACUCCCCUGCCAGCUUGCUGAAAACAACUGUCAAUGGACUCAGUUCGAUUGGCAAGGUCAAACUGGUAGAGGGAAUGGUCCCCGGAUGUUAGAAAAUAACGGGAAGGAUCUCUGAAAUAUUCGUAACACCUGAGCAAAAACCGAAAAAAUGCAAGUGAUUGAUCUUGUCCAAAUUGUUGUUGGUUAAAAUUAGCAGUUUGCUGGACAAGUACUGCUUCUGUCGCAAACAGAAUAACCCAGCUACGGAUUACGACCAUCGACAAAAAACACAACCCCCCUCCCUCAUAACCCAAAAAGUGCAUUUUCGCCAUUUCUAGUGCAUUUGUCCAUUUUUUUAUACGUAACUCAGCUACCCGUGAAUUGUUUUCAUUAGAAGAAAUGUGUGUAGUGCUGCAUACUUAAUUGCAAACCUGCGGCUGUUAACAAAAGUGCGUGAAACUACAAAACCAGAAGAACCACGAUUGAAAGAUAAGAAAAAAAACAAGUUUCAUUAAAGCGUGAGGAACACAAACAAGUAGGAAUUCCAUUGCUAAUAACGCUGAAGAACCAAGUAACUGACUUAUAACAAAUAAAUUUAACAAAUCGAAGUAUGUGUAAAUGUAUAAUUAAACUCAGGUAUACAAUAUUUUUAGCAAACCAUAGAAACAUGCCCGCGCAGAAUUUAGAUAGAAAAUGAUAAUUCAAAUGAGCCUGACCAGCGACGAGUUGUGGAGUGCUGUUAGAACAAGAAACAAAACAUGAACUAACAAACACACAAUGUAACGCAAAAAAAAGAAACAAUCCAUACAAUAGAUUAUCCUACCUUCGUUUGUGGAAGCAGUCAGUGCCACUUUUCAGAAACAGUUUCUAGAGAGAAGGAAUACGACAAACAUUUUUUCUACCGUCAAAUGAAAGUAAACUAAAAUCUUUUAAUCUGUGAUACUCAGUAACAACAGAAAUAUAACAAAAAUAACAAACAAUACAAUAAAGGCAAUGCCGCUGCGGACAAACGAGGCGCCUGAGUGCCGUUCUAGUGAAACACUGUGCUUCGAACCACGAAAGGGGCAAUGGCAGUAAACAAAACAACCGUAAUGGCUUUGUAUUUGUUAACCAACCAGUCGCUUUUUGUCUUGUAUAUUUGUCUAACCGGAAAAAAAGCGUGGAAGUAAACAAAACAACAAGAAAAGAAAACGUUUUUACUACAACAGAAUGAAAGAAGACAAGUGCUGUAAAUAAUGAUAGAAAGUCAACCAAAUAAAUUGUAAUGAAUAUAAA
Messenger RNA from Wyeomyia smithii (pitcher-plant mosquito), 4425 nucleotides. It is a transcript of the gene cwo, whose product is annotated as transcription factor cwo. Gene Ontology annotation, molecular function: RNA polymerase II cis-regulatory region sequence-specific DNA binding; DNA-binding transcription factor activity, RNA polymerase II-specific; protein dimerization activity. Gene Ontology annotation, biological process: regulation of neurogenesis; regulation of transcription by RNA polymerase II; anterior/posterior pattern specification. The record is from RefSeq and is a predicted model, not a curated record. The transcript has 4 exons. The coding region runs from base 1671 to 3263 and encodes 530 amino acids. NCBI's taxonomy places the organism in Eukaryota, Metazoa, Arthropoda, Insecta, Diptera, Culicidae. Gene Ontology annotation, cellular component: nucleus.